UCCUAUUUGCCGGGAUCCCAAUCCGUUGAUGGGUUCGCUAAGGCAUGUUGUUUGUUAUGUGUCUGGUCAGGCAGGUCUUCUACGAUAACAGGUAACUCCAAACUCCACAACCACCACCAUCCAUGGCGGCUUUUGCCUUCACACCCAAAAUUCAAAGGCCCCCAAUCCCAGUAGUUUCAUCACCCACCAGAGCUCCUAAACCCAGAACGAGAACUAGAGUCUCACUACAACCAGCCCCAACCUUCUCAGACCCUUUUGUCCUCCAACUAGCAGAAACCCUUGAAGACUCUCUGCCCUCUUCCUCUCCACCACCAUUGCCUCUCCAAAAGCUCAGAGACACCUCGUCCGAGACCCUCCUCUCAACCCCAUGGCCCUCCCGCAAAGAUGAGUCGUUUCGUUUCACGGACACCUCCUUCAUCAGACACUCGCAAAUUAACCCAAUCCCUCAACCUCCUCACUCCUCAGCUCUCUCAGGCAUUUCUUCGAACACCCAGUUCCCCAACCUUGUUAUUGCUGAUGGGUAUGUCGUAAAUUCGGCGAAUUUGUCCGAAUUGCCAAGUGGGGUUUUUGUUGGGAGCUUGUUGGAGCUCUCUGAUGAGAGAAUUAUCAAAAGGGUGUGUGAAUUUGUGUGUAAUUCGGCUGGGGGUGACUUGUUUUGGUCUAUUAAUGGGAUAGGCGCGCCGGAUUUGACGGUGGUGUAUGUUCCGGCGGGGUGUAAGGUAGAGACUCCUGUUUGUUUGAGGUACAUUUCUGUUGAGGGCAGUGACGAGGGGUCAAAUGAACUGCCCGUAUCGAAUCCGAGGGUGUUUGUGUUGGUGGAGAAGGGAGGAGAGAUUCUUAUAGUUGAGGAGUUCCAAGGUAAGGAUGAGAAGAAGAGUUAUUGGACGAAUUCAGUUUUGGAAGUGGUGGUUGAACAAGGCGGGAAGGUUAGGCAUUCAUAUAUUCAGAAUCAGUCUUUAAAUGCUGCUCAUAUAAAGUGGACUUCAGUCCAGCAGGAAUCAGCUAGUGCUUAUGAGCUUGUAGAGGUAAGCAUUGGUGGAAAAUUGAGCCGGCACAAUGUCCAUAUUCAGCAAUUGGGCCCAGACACAGUAACAGAUUUAUCAACAUUGCAUUUGUCUGUUGGUGAUCAAACACAAGAUCUACAUAGUAGACUAGUCUUGGACCAUCCUCGAGGUUAUUCUCGACAACUUCACAAGUGUAUUGUGGCUCAUUCUCUAGGACAAGCUGUGUUUGAUGGGAAUGUAAAAGUCAACAGAUUUGCACAACAGACAGAUGCAGGACAACUAACAAGGAGCCUGCUCCUGGAACCUCGUGCAACAGUGAAUGUAAAACCGAAUCUCCAAAUAAUUGCAGAUGAUGUCAAGUGCUCCCAUGGAGCUGCAAUAAGUGACCUAGAAGAAAGCCAGCUCUUCUACUUCCUGGCACGCGGCAUCAACUUGGAGACGGCUAGAAGGGCUCUUCUCUUCUCCUUUGGAGCCGAGGUGAUAGAACGGCUGCCUUAUUCUUCCAUCAAAAGGGAAGUAGAGAGUCAUAUUAGAGAAGUAUUGGCUCCCACACUUAAAGGGUCCUCAUAGUGUGCUGUGUACAUCUAAGGCAGCUGAAAUUUAUAAUUAUACUUUGAUGCAUUGUUUAGGAGAAUUGAUGGAAAUUCUAGAAAAUUUUGGUCAUGGUGAAAUUUUUACAGCCUAAUGCUUCAUUUGGCACCUGAGCAAUGGGAAGAGAGAAGAAAGGGUGGAGAGAAAUUAUAAUUAUAGCAAAGUUUAAACUCCAUUUGUUGAUACUCUUUUAUUUUUUUUAAAAAAAAGGGGGUAAAAUGCAUGUAUAUCUCUCCCUUUGGUUUAUUACAGUUCAAUUGACACCUUUUGGGUA
Corylus avellana is the source of this 1869-nucleotide messenger RNA. RefSeq names its product non-intrinsic ABC protein 6 (gene ABCI7). Gene Ontology annotation, biological process: iron-sulfur cluster assembly. The record is from RefSeq and is a predicted model, not a curated record. NCBI's taxonomy places the organism in Eukaryota, Viridiplantae, Streptophyta, Magnoliopsida, Fagales, Betulaceae.